Durusdinium trenchii is the source of this 3163-nucleotide messenger RNA. NCBI's taxonomy places the organism in Eukaryota, Dinophyceae, Suessiales, Symbiodiniaceae. The record is from the annotation of a GenBank genome assembly.
GGGUAUCGUCUCGUGCGCCUCCAAUCGCAGCUUUCUGUAGCCAUGGACAGAUUCGCGCUGAUUCCGUGAAGAGAAUGCAGGGAUGUUCGAUGUGGAGAAAGUGCUGCAAAAGGAGUUCAAGGCCUGGCGUCGCUCGCCCCAGCGGGCCACGGCCGCGCUGCGGCGCUGGGCGCCGCAGCUCGGCGCUGCGCGGCUGGUGCAGCUGCUGGGGGCCAUGAAGCAGACCUCGCUGGAGACCAAUGUCUAUCAUUUUGGUGCAGCCAUCAGUGCCUGCGCAUCUUGGUUGACUGCGCUUGAGCUCCUGAAGUUCAUGAAGCUCCAGCAAGUGCAGCCGAACGUGGUGGUCUAUGGUGGAGCCAUUGGUCUGUGUGACUGGCCCAUGGCGCUGCACUUGCUGGAUCAGAUGCACCAGGAUCAGGCGUUCUUCACGACCGACCGCUGGUCCCAUCCCCCGUCGUUCGUGGAGGUCGCGCCGAACGUCGUGGUCUAUAAUGCCGCGAUCAAGGCUGCUGACUGGAUGCAUGCCUGCGCCUUGCUGGAGCAGAUGCAUCAGGAGCUUGUGCAGCCUGACGUGGUGACUUACAACUCACUGCUCCGCAGUUGCAAUGGCCAGUGGAGCUUGAAGCUCCUGCAGCAGAUGAAGAGGAAGAAACUGUGGCCAGAUCUGGUCUCCUACAACACCGCCAUGGAUGUCCUUCAGAAAUCCAGCAGCUGGAGAGAAGCGCUCGAGAUGUGGCGGACCAUGCCGCCCUCGCCAGAUGUGGUCACCAUGAACACGGCCAUGCUGGCCUUGGUGAAAGGCAGCCGUUGGCCAGAUGCGUUGGUAGUGCUGCGUUCGAUGCCAGAGAAGCAUUUAUCACCUUCGUUUAUCAGCUAUAACAUCGCCAUCAAGGCCUGUGAGGAAGGUGGCCGUUGGGAUGUGGCCAGUGAACUCUUGAGCUCUAUGGCGCGGAGGAGACUGAAAGUGACCCGCAUCUCCUACAACAGCUUCCUGAGCGUCCUACAGAAAUGUGGACAGUGGCAGUUGGCCUUAGAAAUCUUGGGCUCAGUCCCUGGUGGGCCGGACACCGUGAGCUUCAAUGCGGUGAUGAGCGCUUGUGAGCGCGUGGGCCAAUGGCGCUUCACUCUGCAGCUGCUCCGGCAAAUGCAGCAAGACCAAGCACCUCCCGACGAGGUCAGCUAUAGCGCUGCCAUCAGCGCUUGCGACAAGGUGGGGCAAUGGGAAGUGGCACUGCACCUUCUCAGCUCGAUGGCUCUGGCCCGAGUGGCCAUCGACCUCAUUGCCUGCAAUUCGGCCAUGGCGGCUUGUUCGAGGGCAGGCGAGUGGCCUCAUGCCUUGCAGUUGUUGCGUUGCAUGGCUGACUUCCUGAUAGAAGCAGAUGCCGCAAGCUACAAUGCGGUUGCUUGCGAAUGUCGUGCGUGGCCGCUGGUCGUGGCAAUCGUGGCCGAGAUGCUGGACGAGGCGGUGCGGCCCAACAGCAUCACGGUGACCACGGCCAUGGCAUCGAUCGAAGCCGCCGAAGCGUGGUCCGUCGCCUUGGAGCUGAUUCGCCUGGGGGCGGUUCGGAGCUCGGCAGAUGCCAUGGACUUGGCAGUGGUGGCUUGUUGUCAAGCCGGCGCUUGGCCCGAAGCCUUAAGACUUCUGGAUGCCACGCCGAGCAGCGCAGGCAGCGCGCAGAGCGGGAGUUCACCUGGUCUGAGUGCACUGCUGAUGGUUUGUGAGCAAGAACACUUGAAGGAACUGCAAGCCAGCCUUCUCACAAGAGCCGCCAGCGCAAUGGUGGACGGGACGGCCCUCGCGAGGGUCGUGCAGGCGGAGCCGAACCUGCUUGGAAGCCGUGUUGGUCGAGGUCCAACUGAGCUGCGGGAGCAGCUGCUGCCGACACUCUUGAGAACCGAAGACUUCACGAGGACCAAGCUCUACAGCAAAGAGUUACUUCUACUCCGCUCUGUGCUGGUGGCGGAUCCCUCGCCUGCUAGCGCUUUGGAGGCGAUGGACUCUUUGGGCCGGAGCCUGGGCGAAGCUGGCGUUUGGGCCAAGUUCGCCGGAGGUGCCAAGAGUUCAACGUUGUGUGCCGCCGCCGCAGGGAUUUGUGGCCGCGAGCCUCUGGUGCUGGAGAUUGGAACUUAUUGUGGAUACUCGGCGAUCUCCCUAGCUGCCCUGGGAGCGCAGGUCGUCACCGUGGAAAUGGAUCCGUUUCUUGUGGGCAUUGCUCGAUGUGUGCUUGCGCAUGUUGGUCUUUCAUCGAGGGUGAGUGUUUUCACCGGCCACAGCAAGCUGCUACUCCCUCGCCUUCGCCGGAUCAGCGGUGCCAACGGCUACAAGUUGAUUUUUAUGGACCGCUGGGGUGCGCAGUACCCCGAAGACCUGAUGCUGAUUGAAGAACUGGGCCUUUUGAGCUUGGGUGGUGUGCUGGUCGCUGACAACGUGUUGCGAACCGUCGCGGCCGAGUUCCUCUGGCGGGUCUGCAAGCAGGACCCCGGCAAGUAUGAGACCAUGAUCCUGCCUGUGACCGAAGUGAGCGAGGCUUCCGAUGAGGAUUGGAUGUCCGUCAGCGUUCACACUGCGGCGGCCGGUCCGGGUCAAAGCCCAACAGUGAUCGCCGGCGAGAGUGAUCGCAGCCUGCCCGGCCAGUGGAUGGAGCUUCAGAAGCGAUCGGAAUUGAUGAGGGUUCGAACCACCAACAGCUUCGUCUCAAAGUCGGAAAUUCAAGAGGUAAAGGAGCAAGCAAAGAAGAUCUUCCUCAUGAGUUCGGUUGGGCCUAGUUAACUCAGCUUCAUGCCGGACACGGGUGACGGACGAUGUUGGCCAUGGUGGAGGCGUUCCAGGGAUGAUCACUCUCACUACGAACACAUCGGGUUGGCUGUUAAGCGCAUUUCCUCGUGGCCACUUGGACACAGCUGGACCAUUUCAGCUUGGCUUUGGUGAUGGAGUAUGACAUGAAGACGCCCAAUUCUGGCAGCUUUGGUGGAUCUGGAGGCGAAGAUGAGGAUGCCCAUACUCUCUUUCCACAAGGUCAUCGAGCCCUUUUGAAGUGCUUCAAGAAUUUCAAGAGGAGCAAUUGUCUACCACUGAUUCUGAGUGCGCGUGCCAAGCAUGCCGAAGGUUCAUGGCAUUUCAAAGGCUAAGCGUAAGAAUCGCAUGGCUAGAGGAGAAGAAUGC